UGAUUAAUAAAUCAUCCAGCCAGAAUGAGUCAGAGUACUAGUGAGGCAUUAAAGAACAUUAAGAACAAGCAACGGAGGCAGAAAGUGUUUGCUGAGUUGAAACAUGCCAAAAAUAAAGAACGUCAUACUAAAAGAUCCGAACGAGCUAAAGAAGAAAGAGCAGAUCCAACUUUAAGAGAAGAAAGAUUAGCAACUAAUAUACCAGAAACCAUUGAAAGUAAAAGAGUUUAUGAUGAAACCAUAACUGCUGAAGUUGAAGGAGUAGAUGAAUUUGCUCAAUACUUUCUUAGUGGAAAACAACCUAAAAUAUUACUUACAACUUCUGAAAAUGCAAAGAAAGUAGCUUAUGAAUUUGCUGAUAUUCUUAUGGAUUUUUUACCAAAUGUUACAUUUAUAAAGAGAAAGAAGGAAUAUAGUAUGGUUGAAAUAGCCCAAUAUGCAUCUAAACGAGAUUUUACUGAAUUAAUAGUUAUUAAUGAAGAUAAAAAGAAAGUAACAGGAUUAACAUUUAUUCAUUUACCUGAAGGUCCAACAUUUUAUUUUUCAAUAACAUCAUUAAGAGAUACUAAACAAAUUGAAGGUCAUGGACGUGCUACUAAUCAUAUUCCAGAAUUAGUUUUAAAUAAUUUUAAUACUAGACUUGGUAAAACAAUCGGAAGAUUAUUUCAAUCAAUAUUUCCUCAUACACCAGAAAUUCAAGGUAGACAAGUUAUAACAUUACAUAAUCAAAGAGAUUACAUAUUCUUUAGAAGACAUAGAUAUGUAUUUAGAAAUGAAGAAAAAGUUGGAUUACAAGAAUUAGGACCUCAAUUUACAUUAAAAUUAAGAAGAAUGCAAAAGGGAAUUAGAGGAGAUACUGUAUGGGAACAUAGACCAGAUAUGGAACGUGAUAAGAGAAAGUUCUAUUUAUAAUUUAUAUUAUAUAUUAUACCUAUCAUUUGUCUAAUAGAAUAUAUAUAGGAUUUAGCAUGUAUAUAAUAUAGCAUGUAUAUAAUAUAGCAUGUAUA
Molecule: messenger RNA, 1007 nt
Organism: Scheffersomyces amazonensis
Lineage: Eukaryota; Fungi; Ascomycota; Pichiomycetes; Serinales; Debaryomycetaceae
Gene: RPF1
Product: rRNA-binding ribosome biosynthesis protein
Exons: 1
Coding region: 25-912 (295 amino acids)
Biological process (GO): maturation of 5.8S rRNA; maturation of LSU-rRNA
Cellular component (GO): preribosome, large subunit precursor; nucleolus
Molecular function (GO): rRNA primary transcript binding
Source: RefSeq, a predicted model, not a curated record